CAUUUGAACCCUAUGACAAAGGGCUUCACCUUCCCUAACCCUGAGCCGCCCCCAUUGGCUUCUGUAAUUGCAGUUUGUGCGUUUCUCUGUAAAUUUCAUUCUGUGGAAUUUUGCUACAGUUUCGAGUAACUGCAAUGGCAGACGAGGAGAAUUUAAAUGUUAAUGAAGAGUUGAAGCCGAAGCACAAGGGGAAACAUGACAAGCCAAAGCCAUGGGAUGAUCCAAGCAUCGACCAUUGGAAGAUUGAGAAGUUUGAUCCUUCGUGGAACCAGAGUGGAUUGCUUGAAGUCAGUUCCUUUUCAACUCUCUUCCCUCAGUACAGAGAGAAAUAUUUGCAAGAGUGUUGGCCUAUUGUAAAAGGUGCCUUGAAAGAGCAUGGAAUUGCCUGCGAACUUAACUUGGUUGAAGGAUCCAUGACAGUUUCUACUACUAUGAAGACAAGGGAUCCCUAUAUUAUCGUAAAAGCUAGGGAUUUGAUAAAACUUUUGUCAAGAAGUGUCCCUGCUCCUCAGGCUGUCAAAAUCCUGAAUGAUGAGAUGCAAUGUGACAUCAUCAAGAUUGGCAACAUGGUUCGCAACAAGGAGCGCUUUGUUAAACGAAGACAAUAUCUUGUGGGUCCCAAUUCGUCAACUUUAAAGGCCCUGGAAAUUUUGACCGGCUGCUAUAUCCUCGUCCAGGGAAACACAGUUGCUGCUAUGGGUUCCUUUAAAGGUCUAAAGCAAGCAAGGAGGAUUAUAGAAGAUUGCAUACUGAACAAGAUGCAUCCGCUACAUCAUAUCAAGAUCCUCAUGCUGAGGAGAGAGCUCGCAAAAAAUCCAGCUCUGGCUAGUGAGAACUGGGACAGAUUUCUUCCGCAGUUUAAGAAGAAGAAUGUUAAACAAAAGAAAGUUAAGAGCAAAGAAAAGAAACCAUAUACGCCCUUCCCACCACCUCAGCAACCUAGUAAGAUUGAUCAACAACUAGAAAGUGGUGAAUACUUCUUAAGUGACAAGAAGAAGUUAGCAAAGCAGUGGGAAGAGAAGCAAGUAAAACAGGCUGAAAAGGUUGCUGAAAACAAGAAAAAACGGGAAGAAGCUUUUGUUCCACCUGAGGAACCAAAAACACAUAACCAAGAUGUGUCCAAGGUUGAUAAAGAUGAUGUCACUGCCAUGGCAUCGUCAUUGAAGAAAAAAGCAAAGGAGUUCAGGAAGCAAAAGUCAAUUGAUAAGAUUGAUGCCGAGGAAUUUAUUGCAGGUCCCAGCAAGCCAUCUAAAAAGAAAUCGAAGAGCUCUAGAUAAGUAGUAGUCUCGUGGGAAAAGAUUGUUAUUGGCCGUUGGUGAUUAUGAUUGCUGGAGAAAGUCUUCAAAAAUUGCAGAUGUGUAAAUUGCUGUCUUGUCACUGUAUUGUAUCUUCUCAGUAGCCAUAUUGACGUUAAAAUUCUAGAGGACAACGGUCAGCUAGCCUAAUUUUGGAAACUGGGAAAACAUACCCCCCUUUUGUUGUGAUGAUAGGCAAGGUCCAUAGUGUUGUUGCUUUGUGUACCGAUACUGAUACUGAUUAAUGGCGUUGCUUUGUGUCACAAGUAAUUUAAACAGACUGAUCAAUUAGAAUGUUUAUUUUGUGUUUAA
Molecule: messenger RNA, 1607 nt
Organism: Solanum dulcamara
Lineage: Eukaryota; Viridiplantae; Streptophyta; Magnoliopsida; Solanales; Solanaceae
Product: KRR1 small subunit processome component
Exons: 12
Coding region: 135-1277 (380 amino acids)
Cellular component (GO): small-subunit processome; nucleolus
Molecular function (GO): RNA binding
Source: RefSeq, a predicted model, not a curated record